UAUUGUAGUUUAUGCUACAACAAAACUGGUUUAUUUUCUGUGGGCAGCCUUUUUCUUAUUUUUAUGUGUGUGUGACUAGGGUUUCAGAUUUUAACUUGCCUUAAUAUGGUUUGGUUUUUAUCAUGAAUAGUGAUGGUGCAGCUGCAUUAGUCCUAGUGAGUGGAGAGAAGGCACUUGAACUUCGAUUGCAAGUAAUUGCAAAGAUUAAGGGCUAUGUUGAUGCAGCUCAGGCACCUGAAUUCUUUACAACUGCUCCAGCCCUUGUGAUACCAAAAGCUAUUUCAAAUGCUGGUUUAAAUGCUUCUCAUAUUGAUUACUAUGAAAUAAAUGAAGUGUUUUCUGAAAGCCUUAACGUACAUGGUGGGGCUGUAUCAUUGGGACACCCAUUAGGAUGCAGUGGAGCUCGUAUCUUGGUCACAUUGUUAAGGAAAAAUAUAUUCACAGCUAGAUCAGCUUCUAUCAGGGAGUAAUUUUAAGUUCACAAGUUUAUGGAUUCAAUUAAAGAGAUGGAAGUCACAUUUGGAAAAGCUAUAAGAUUGGGACGAUAUUCAAUAUGCAAAGCGGUGUUA
Humulus lupulus (European hop) is the source of this 569-nucleotide messenger RNA. Its product is annotated as acetyl-CoA acetyltransferase 1-like. NCBI's taxonomy places the organism in Eukaryota, Viridiplantae, Streptophyta, Magnoliopsida, Rosales, Cannabaceae. Gene Ontology annotation, molecular function: acetyl-CoA C-acetyltransferase activity. Gene Ontology annotation, biological process: fatty acid beta-oxidation. The record is from RefSeq and is a predicted model, not a curated record. The transcript has 4 exons. Bases 123 to 470 code for a protein of 115 amino acids.